Colletotrichum fioriniae is the source of this 2112-nucleotide messenger RNA. The record is from RefSeq and is a predicted model, not a curated record. Lineage: Eukaryota; Fungi; Ascomycota; Sordariomycetes; Glomerellales; Glomerellaceae.
AUGACGGAUUCGAAGCUCCUCAUCUUUGGGAUGCAUCCUCGAGAGUUCUACAGGCUGAACCAGAGAGACAUCGAGUGGGAAUUGACUCACCGACACUCAAAGGACAUUGAUGACGAGACGCUUCUGGAACUUUAUACGAAGUGGCUUGCCAAGCAGACUCCUUUUCUGGGUCUUACAGAUCACACGGCCUCUUCCAGGGUCAUUCGAGAUGCUUGCGACUACCUCAGCUCUAGGAAGUACGAAAAGCAUCUCGUCCUCAGCGCCUUCAACGAGCACAAGAAAGACUACCUCAGAGACCGACCUCAAGAUAAGCGGACCUUCAACCUUGCCAGACGGGACAUCGAAAUCAACUACAAAUUGCAUGGUGUCCACCACAAGGUGAAGAACUCAUCUGCCCCAAAGGAGGCAGCCCUGGUAACGCGCCUGCCAGAUUCGCCCCAACCUGCUGGACUUUCCACCCAAGCGAGCGAGCCUGUCCCCGAAACUCGGAACUCGGGAAACGUGCAUCCUGACGCUGAAGAUUCCCGUCCCAGUCGUCGAAAGAAGCUCAUUGACCGAUCGCCUGAGACUUCGUCUUUGAACAAGCAGAAGCCUCGUGCUGGCUACCACUGCCCCUCAACGAAGCCUCUCCUUCAUAAGAAAUACGUUUGCCACAUCUGCGGAGAGUACAGAGAUCACCUUAUCCAGGAUUGUCCUCAGAAGAAGGCCAACAGCUCCACUGCUUCACUCAGACAACGGCCUCAGAACACGGCGAUAUCGAGCGAAGACCUGAGACAGAGCUCAUCGAGAAAGCGAAGUCACUCCAGAUCUGCCAGCCAAAGUUCAAGCACCAACGGACCCUACAUAAACGAGGAGCGAGCCCGACUUUUGCAAUCCAGCCCUAGCACCGACCAAGACGAAUCAUCGAACUUCCAAGAAUUCAGUGUAGGUCCUCUUAAGUCUGGGAGCAACUCUCAACCACUCGGACAUCGACUUCGUUCGGACUCUUACCGCCCUAUCGACUUGAACCUUGCGGAUGAUAGUUACCGUCCUGAAAGAUCACGCCAACGCGUUGACACUUAUCGCCCCAACGACACUCGCCAAUCCAUCGAUACAUACCGUCCUGAUCCUUCCAGCCGUCUUGAUAAUACGUUCCGCUCUGAUGAGCAUAGUCAUCUCAAUCUUGCCUAUCGUCCCAAGGAAUCGGAGAGAACUGGUGCCUUGGGCCUGAAGAAAGCCAUAGAGCAGAGUCUAGAGAGAAACUUGGACGAGAAAAAGGCGAACCUUCGAUCCCGGCUGAACAAACGGCGCACUGACGGCAGACUCUCUCCCUGGGACGAUAUCGAAAGACCGGCGAAGAGACAGCGGCAUGAAAACCCCUUUGCUGACGGUCUGCCUUGGGACGACGUUGAGAUGCCUCCCAAAGAGAAACACCAAUCUGCUCCCGUGGUACAAACUAUGCAGAGCCAUGGUCUUGCCAAGAAAGACUUGGACGUCGGCACAGGAACGAAGCAAGCUGGCGCAUCCGAGGAUAUUCCCAUGGACACAGGCGGAGCUAUAGACUCAGCCGAAGGCAUGGAGUCUGAAAGAGUAACUGAUUCGCAGUGGAAGCAAGCCAGCAUUGAGUCGGAUGAAUUUUUCGCGGCGAUGGGAAGAGAGCAUUUCUUCCAAGCGAAGCCAGACGCUUUCGAGGUCAUGGAUGUCACCCAACUGAAUAAUGGAAGUUUGGUUUUGCAGUCUUCUUCUCCGCCGUCCGCGACUUCCCACAACGAAAGUAUCAUACCUAGAAACCUCGGUUUCGAUGAUUACUACGAUGGCAACGACGGUCAUGGCGACAUUUACAUGGGUGGUGCCCCUGAAAAAAUGGACCAAGCCCCAAGCAGCCCCAUUGAGGUGAACCAUGGCUUAUCUCACACGAAGGAGGUCAUUAUCCCUUUACAAACCUUGAAGCCUCUUCAGAGAGGCCCUCCGUACGACCCUCGCGUCUUGGCUCUGUUCCGAAGCAGAAAGCACGAGAACGUUUACGUCAAUAUUGCUCGCCGGCGCACCGCUGUUGAGAUUUAUGAGGCCAGGAAGCUGGAGGAGGAGGAGGAAGAGGAGGAGGAAUUAAUCACCUCGAAGAUGAGUGAGUAG